AUGGGAACCCCGACAAUCAUCUCCGAUGCCCGUCCCCCGGAAGGUGUCAACGCAUCGAACGAAAUCCUCUCGACCGUGUCGCCACAGUCGGCGAAUCCCGAGCCUAUUCUCUGCGAUCAACCGCAAGAUGCGAGUCCUGGGUCCUCCGCGCCAUUCAAGAAACAGCGCGUCACUGCCGCCGCCUCCGAUGCCCCAGACGGCGGCGGCCCCGUUCCCGCGGGUGCGGACGAGUCUUCCGCCGAUCCUCCUUCCGCCAAGCCUUCAGCGACCGCCGCAACGCCCGCAGCAACAUCCGCCGCAGCUGCAAUCGCCCCCGCAGCGGCAGUGGGUAUACCAGCCGGCGUACCAUCCUCCGCACCAGCCGCCCCCAUCCCCGCGUACGUGCCGCCGCCGCACGUGGAGGCGGCAUGGGCGCACUUCCGGCGGCUGGGGUCUCCGCGGCUGCUGGUGGCGCCGAUGGUGGACCAAUCGGAGCUGCCGUUCCGGCGGCUGUGCGCCAAGUACGGCGCGCAGGGCGCGUACACGCCGAUGUUCCACAGCCGACUGUUCGUGGAGGAUCACAAGUACCGGCGGGAAUUCACCACGUGCCCGGAGGAUCGCCCUCUCUUCGUGCAGUUCUGCGCCAAUAACCCCGACACUCUAGUGAAGGCCGCUUCUCUUGUCGCGGCAGAUUGUGACUAUAUCGAUAUUAACUUCGGCUGCCCACAGCGCAUCGCCCGUCGCGGCCGCUACGGCGCGUUCCUAAUGGACGACCUCCCCUUGAUCGAGUCCCUCGUCUCCGCGCUGUCCGCCGCGCGCCUCCCCGCGCCCGUGUCCUGCAAGAUCCGCAUCUUUCCCGACCUCGCGCGCACCAUCGCGUACGCGCGCAUGCUGGAGGCCGCGGGGUGCUACCUGCUGGCCGUGCACGGGCGCACGCGCGAGCAGAAGGACGGCAAGAAGGUGCGCGCGGAUUGGGAGGUGAUCCGGCGCGUGAAGGAGUCGGUGUCGAUUCCGGUGAUUGCGAAUGGGAAUAUCAGGGAUUUGGCGGAUGUGGUGGAGUGUUUGGAGGCUACAGGAGCGCACCUGCACCGCAUGCUGGGGCCUGUGUUCUCUCGGCACCCACACAUUAGAGAGAAGCUCAAUAAGGAGUACAAGCUGACAGUGCCUUGGCUGCAGGACCUUGUUAAGCAGCUGAGGGCGUGUGAGAAAGGGGAAGUAGGGGAGGAGACAGCAGGGGACGGGACAGUUGCUGGUGGUGGUAGUGAUGCUGUGGCUGGAGAUGUUGCUGGGGCUCUUGGUACCGGUAAUAGUGCGCCAGAUGCAAGCCAUGCGAAUGGACAGGCCGUAGCUGUGGCAGGGGUUUAA
Messenger RNA from Closterium sp. Yama58-4, 1344 nucleotides. NCBI's taxonomy places the organism in Eukaryota, Viridiplantae, Streptophyta, Zygnematophyceae, Desmidiales, Closteriaceae. The record is from the annotation of a GenBank genome assembly.